Molecule: messenger RNA, 851 nt
Organism: Hyaena hyaena (striped hyena)
Lineage: Eukaryota; Metazoa; Chordata; Mammalia; Carnivora; Hyaenidae
Gene: PDZK1IP1
Product: PDZK1 interacting protein 1
Exons: 4
Coding region: 134-475 (113 amino acids)
Source: RefSeq, a predicted model, not a curated record
CCUUACUAGCUCCUCUCCUCCGGGGCCAGAUUGAGCCGGGGCUGAUCUCAGGCAGACACGGACGGACUCCACAGCAGCUCCAGGAGCCCAGCUACCAGCAGCCAGAGAGAAGUGCCAGAAGCUUCCUGCAGCCAUGUCGGCCCUCAUUCUGCUCAUUCUGGGCCUGUUCACGGCAGUGCCACCCGCCAGCUGUCAACAAGGCCUGGGAAGCCUGCAGCCCUGGAUGCAGGGCCUAAUCGCUGUGGCCGUGUUCCUGGUCCUGGUGGCAAUCGCCUUUGCUGUCAACCGCUUCUGGUGCCAGGAAGAGCCGGAGCCCAUGAACAUGGUGACCGUUGGAAACAAGGCAGAUGGAAUCCUGGUAGGAACAGACGGAAGGUACUCCUCGAUGGCAGCCAGCUUCAGGUCCAACGAGCACGAGAAUGCCUAUGAGAAUGUCCCCGAAGAGGAGGGCAGGGUCCGGAGCACCCCCAUGUGACCCGCGCUUGCCUGUGGGCCCCAGCCCUGAGCCCAGGUGUCUGCGAUGGAUGUUCAACUCACCACCCAAGCUGCUCCUUCUCUGUGUGGGAAUCUGCAGUAAGGGGCCGACUCUUCCAACCCCACACUGCCACUGCGCACCUUCGCUGGAAUGGUCACCAGCCAAAGUCGGAGCUCAGGCUGUGCCCAGUGUUGGAGCUCAGCUAUGACCCUAUGGGGAAGCUAUGACUUCCUGGGAGGUCUCCCACCCAUUUCAAUUCAGAAGACCCUUCUGAAGAGGACAGUCAGCUCAUCACCUUCCCUGCCUCAUAUUGUCUCCCUCUCACCGUGCAAAUGGCUCUUAUUUCUGUGAAAUAAAGAUGUUUCGUACUUCCAGG